ACGUCCACGAGUCACUUGUGACCGAGCCGGUAGGAAGCCGAAAGCGAGGAAUUACGUCUCAAUAAGUCGGCUGAAUAAACAUAAAGAAAAGCAACCAUGCCUGUAGACAUUAACAAAGGCAAGAAGGCGUUUGUCCAGAAGUGUUCCCAGUGCCACACCGUGGACGAGCGCGGGAAGCACAAGGUGGGGCCGAACCUUUGGGGUCUGUUUGGGCGCAAAACGGGCCAGGCUCCGGGCUUCUCCUACACCGAUGCCAACAAAAGCAAAGGUAUUACCUGGAAUGAAGACACCCUGAUUGUUUAUUUGGAGAACCCCAAGAAAUACAUUCCAGGAACAAAGAUGAUCUUUGCCGGCAUCAAAAAGAAGAAUGAAAGAGCCGACCUUAUAGCGUACCUUAAGUCUGCAACUUCAUAAAGAACUCUUGGUCUUUGCUGGUGGUUGUGCUCUGACACAUUGAACUGGUAAAGAGGCCAGGACUGCCAAGCCAUCUCUGACUGGUAUUGACAUGAGAAUGUUCCAUCUUUGACACAGCUGUGCCUCGGUUUCAGAUCCUCCUUUGAGGUGGACAAAAUGAUUUCCCCUGGUUUUAACAGGUUCUUUUUCGAGCAUAAAUUAUUAAAACAUACUGUAUAUUCAAAAUGUAGGGACUGAAGGCUGUGUAUUAUUUUUGCUUAUUGCCAUCCAGGAUGUUGUCUUAAUACUUUCUUGAUUCAAGCUCUUAAAUCUUUGUCUCUUCCAAGAAUGAAUAUGCCUUUCAUCAAGUCAUUUUGGAAUUUGUAAGUUUAAUUAAAUAGACACUAAGCGUUCAUUAUUUUUGUAAUUUGUUGGACACAAUAGUACGAGAAAUUAAUCUUUGGUCCGUAUUAUGUUCCAUAAAUAAAAAAUACUGACAGUA
Messenger RNA from Pseudoliparis swirei, 895 nucleotides. Its product is annotated as cytochrome c iso-1/iso-2. Gene Ontology annotation, molecular function: heme binding; electron transfer activity. Bases 97 to 414 code for a protein of 105 amino acids. Lineage: Eukaryota; Metazoa; Chordata; Actinopteri; Perciformes; Liparidae. Gene Ontology annotation, biological process: mitochondrial electron transport, ubiquinol to cytochrome c; mitochondrial electron transport, cytochrome c to oxygen. Gene Ontology annotation, cellular component: mitochondrial intermembrane space. The transcript has 3 exons. The record is from RefSeq and is a predicted model, not a curated record.